ACACAUUCCAAAAUCCGAAAACGAUUGUUCGAAAUGAAAUUACGAUUUUAGCCCUCUAGCGGUGUACAAGAUUAUCUAUCUAUCAUCACUCAAUUGAAGUAUAGAUACACAAGUGUCAUUAAACUCUAAAUCGAUGGAAAAGCAUCAAAUAACAACAUAAACAUUGUUUAUUGGAUUUAAUUUUGUAAACGAGCUGAAAAAAAGUACAUUGUAAACCAUUAUUGGAAGGAGUGUUCGACUGCUGUUGCAAUAAUUUAAAAAAAAUGAGUAAAUACAAUGGAGAUAGAAUGGCUGUUCGAAGAAUCCGUCAGUUGGUCGCCGAUUCAAAACUGUCCGAUUUCGAUCCGGAAAAAUCGGCACGAGAAAAACGAAAAUUAACACGGAAAAGCUAUGCGGAAUCAAAUCAAGCGCAACGCGGUCCACAGUCAAUGUUCGACGAAAAAGGAAGGUAUCGAUCAAAUGGCGCCGAUAUUUGUGAUUGCCUAGACAACACCUGCCCCGGCUGUCAUUUUCCGUGUCCAAAUUGUAAAAGCACAAAAUGUGGCACCGUUUGUCGCGUUAAUCGGAAAUGGCCAUUCGAAAGCAUAGAACAUGACGGAAAAGAUCUCGUAAUAAGAAACAAAAUUUUAGAUAAAUGAACAUAAUUUUAAAAAUAAUUUAUUCAACCGGGUUGUAAUGUAUCGAUCAUCACAAUUUGUUUUUAACUAUGUAUCCUCUGUAAACGUAAGUUUGAAAUUAAAGUCGUCUUGAUAUGUCAUAAUGC
Molecule: messenger RNA, 763 nt
Organism: Sitodiplosis mosellana (orange wheat blossom midge)
Lineage: Eukaryota; Metazoa; Arthropoda; Insecta; Diptera; Cecidomyiidae
Product: ARL14 effector protein
Exons: 1
Coding region: 264-638 (124 amino acids)
Cellular component (GO): intracellular membrane-bounded organelle
Source: RefSeq, a predicted model, not a curated record